AUAAAUUUGUAUAAAUGUAAUUUAAUAUUUGAUUAGUGUCAGUCUGUGUUUGAUGAAAAUUAGUGUAAAAUGGGUGAUGUUAAUAGUGAAUUUUCGGCUGGUCCUUUGGACUACUAUCGCAAGCAAGCGUCAUUUGAUUGGAGGAAAAUGAAAGAAUUUAUUUACUCAAAGGAAGAACUCAACUUUUUGAAAAAUGCUCAUAAUAAAAUUAAACAGUACCCUGAAUUUUUACCGCCCACUACGGCACUGUCUUUUGACGAGGAACGAUACAGAACUUAUAGACAAUCGGCCAUAGCUAGAGGCCAUCCAGGUGUGUUAUUCGAUGAAGAUUUCUUCAUGUAUUAUGAUUUUGCUCCAUCGACACAAACUAGACUUGCAAUGACUCUGACUGUCUUUAAUGGAAUAUUAGGAGCUUUUGGAGACGAAGAUCUACAGGAAAUUCGAAAGCAGUCAGAACAGGGCAAAAUUAGUGGUUGUUUUAUUCUCACUGAAAUCGGGCAUGGCACUAACGUCAAAGGUAUCAGAACUAGAGCAACAUACGACAAGGAAUCAGAUGAAUUCAUCAUACACACUCCAGAUUUUGAAGCCGCCAAAGCUUGGGGAGGCGGUCUUGGAAAUGCUGCAACACAUGCUUUGUUCUUUGCACAGCUUUAUGUGGACGGAAAAAACCACGGGCCUCAUAUAUUCCUGGCUCCUAUCAGACAUCCAGAUACCUUGUUACCAUAUCCCGGUGUUACCGUAGGAGAUAUGGGUGAAAAAAUUGGUUUAAAUGGAGUUGACAACGGAUUUCUAAUUUUCAACAACUACCGAGUGCCAAGAAAGUACCUGGUAAACAAGACUGGUGGUGUUACAAGUCAAGGUACUUACUCCACACCCUUUGAAAGUCCUAGUCAGCGAUUUGCAGCUUCCUUAUUGGCUCUUUCUGGAGCUAGAGUGGGGGUUAUAAUCAGUUCGGAAACGUUGGGAGGACAUGCUGUGACCAUAGCCGUAAGGUAUUCUGGAGUGAGGAGGCAAUUUGGACCUCAAGACGAAGAAAUUCCAAUUUUGGAAUACCAAACUCAGCAAUACCGACUUUUACCAUACCUGGCUUCAGUAUACGUUUUCAAAGUAUUUUCGAGGUAUCUUAAAGGAAUCUUUAACGAACAUGUAAGAAUAAUAAAACAAGGAGAUAUCCAUGAUUAUAUCAGUAUGCUGGGAAUAGAAAUCCACGUGAUAACAUCGGCUGCAAAGCCUUUAUACACCUGGAUCAUGAGAGAUGCUAUACAAUCAAGCAGAGAAGCAUGUGGUGGUCAUGGAUAUUUGAAAGCUGCUGGCAUUGGAAACCUUAGAAACGACCAAGACGCAGCGUUAACCUACGAAGGAGAAAACUGGGUGCUGAAUCAGCAAACGAGCAACUUCCUCUUGAAAAUAUGGCCAAGUAUUCUUGAAGGAACUACCUUAGCAUUUCCUGUUAAUUCUGGGGAUUACUUGAAUGAUGCUAUAAACAUUCUUAAUACGUUUAAGUUUUCUGCAAAUAACUUUGAAGAACUGUACAGACUUGAUGUUAUUUUGGAUACUUUCAAAUGGUUGGUAUGCUAUUUGUUAAAACGGACAUACGACAAACGACAGGAGCUUUUACAAAAUGGAGCCAACAAAUUUGAUGCGGGAAAUAAUAUUCAAGUUUUCUAUGCAAAAAGACUCAGUACCGCAUAUAUCCAGCACUUUAUAUUGAAGAAAUUCGAAGAAAAGAUCCUCAGCUGCCUAGAUACCUCGCUCAAGACUGUGCUGGAAAGGAUACUUUUACUCUACGGUUUAUUUAGUCUGGACAAAUAUCUCGACGUGCUCUAUCAGGGCGGAUUUAUAGCUGGAGAUCGGCCCGCAUCUCUCAUCCAGGACGGGAUUACCGAAAUGUGUUCCAGAUUGAAAAACGACGCUGUUUCGUUGGUGGACGCCAUUGCGGCGCCUGAUUUCGUGUUGAAUUCCGUGAUAGGGUCAUCUGACGGACAGGUGUAUCAUCAUUUAGAAAAUGCCUUAUUUUCAUCCCCGUAUGGAACAGAAAGGCCAACAUGGUGGAAAGAUAUAGUCAACUGGCAAAAUAUAGCCUCUACCCCUCCAAACUCUAAAUUAUAAUUACCAAAUUUCUUGUACAAAAAAAUAGUAUUAAAUAAUAUAUUUUUAUAC
Molecule: messenger RNA, 2160 nt
Organism: Sitophilus oryzae (rice weevil)
Lineage: Eukaryota; Metazoa; Arthropoda; Insecta; Coleoptera; Curculionidae
Product: peroxisomal acyl-coenzyme A oxidase 3-like
Exons: 11
Coding region: 70-2109 (679 amino acids)
Biological process (GO): fatty acid beta-oxidation using acyl-CoA oxidase; lipid homeostasis
Cellular component (GO): peroxisome
Molecular function (GO): fatty acid binding; pristanoyl-CoA oxidase activity; FAD binding
Source: RefSeq, a predicted model, not a curated record